GGGGCGGGGCGGUGCAAUGGCGGUGCCGGGAGGGCUCUUCGCCGUCUACAAGCCGGCGGGGGUGGCCUGGGGCCGCGUCAGGGAGGCGGUGGAGGCGCGGCUGCUGCGUGAGCUGAACGCGCUGCCAGAGCGUGCCCCACGGCAACAGAUCCGGUUCUUGCCAGCCCCGGGCGAUGGCGAGUCCAGGGUCACGGAGCUGGUGGCCACCAGGCUCCCUGUGCUGGCUGACCACCCCCUCGUUCGAGGCCCACGGUUCAGGCGGCUGAAGAUCGGAGCAGGUCACCGUCUGGAUGUGAAAGCCUCGGGAGUCUUCGUGCUUGGCAUAGGCCACGGGAACAAGCUACUCACGGAUCUGUACAACUGCCACCUGACCAAGGUUUACACUGUUGGUGGGCUGUUUGGAAAAGCCACUGAUGACUUCUCAGACACAGGGGAGCUAGUAGAGAAGACAACAUUUGAUCAUAUCACAAGGGAAAAGCUGGAACGGAUUCUCGCUGUCAUUCAAGGAACAAACCAUAAGGCCCUGCUGAUGCAUUCUAACAUUGAUAUGAAAACACAAGAGGCGUACGAGCUGGCUGUCAAAGGGUUGCUUCGCCCCAUGGGAAAAAGCCCUCCAAUAAUCACAGCCAUCCGAUGCCUCCAGUUCAUGCUUCCAGAAUUCCAGCUAGAAAUCCAUUGCUUGCAUGAGACUCAGCAGUACCUCCGAAAAAUAGUCCACGAGAUUGGUCUGGAGCUGAAAUCAUCUGCUGUGUGCACGCAAGUGCGAAGAAUACGUGAUGGUGUUUUCACACUGGAUGAUGCUCUGCUGAGAACCCAGUGGGACCUACAGAGUAUACGAAAGGCAAUUGGGAACUGUCAGCUCAAAGUGCAAACAGAGAUAGAGAGAACACUAGGCCAUCAGCAUAAAAGCCUUCUUCAGGAGAAGGAUGUGGAGAUGGCCCACGCUGUGGACAGCUGAGUGUGUGCUGUGGAGGGAAUGUCCGCAAGCGAUGUCUGUAGCACAAUAACGCAGCUACACACUGACAGCGUGAUGGACAGCAGAAGGAAAGAGGUUAAUUGCAGUUCAUUUCCACCCUUUCCUUGAGCUGACUUUAAUCAGAGAGGCAUUUUUUUUCAGUGACAGGCUGUCUAAUGUUUUUUAAAGCAUCCCAAACAGUUCAUUAACAGGAGCUGGCUGUGCCAAAAUUCCUGUUGACUUCGGGAACAUUAGGUUGCUAAGGGAUAUAAAAACCCAUCCCCAAAUUGUUUAGCAGCAGGAAAUAGCGUCUCACAGAGCUGCAUUCCCUUGAUUGCAUGGAUUUGUUUGUUCCUUGCCACUGGCAGCAAAACUUAUCUACUAUAUGGAUUUUAUUUUCCCUCUGUUGUCUAGAGUAUUUUCUUCCUGUCAGUCCUGCUUUCAGGCACAUAAGAGCUGAAAAUCAGACUAAGAGGGAUGCGCAGGAGAAAAUAUAGCUGACGCAAAGCAAUGCAAGGAAAUGGUUAUGUCCAGAGUGGGUGCGUGUGAUGAGGCGAGUGGCUUGUAAUGGGGACUGAUGUGUAAAGCAUACCAGAAAUAAAACUAAAAGUAACCUAAAGGGGAAGAGGCUGGUUCUUAGCUCGCAGCUCAUCCACGAGCACACUGACUCAUCAAAGAAAAGAGUAUGCUGUUGCUAUUUUUUGUCUACUGAGGAACCAAGGGUGUUGGGGGUCUAUCCUGCUCUGCCACAGCUCCAUGCAGGCAGCAAGUAGUGCCCUCAGUGAAACUCUAAGCUUUGCGAUGUUAUUUGUUAUUCUUUAGUUUGUUACAGCUGGGUCUGAUUGAGCAUCAAUAUACUUUCUAAAAAAGUUAAAUUAAAAACUUGAAGUUACAUUAUUGCACUCCAUAGUUUUUCUAACUAUACACUUUGCUACCAAGUUUGGGGAUUUAUUUAUGGGAAGCAGAAGGUUUGUGCUGUUCCUCUUCAGGACUUGGACACAGGCCAGCCUAUUUCAUCCCCCCAGCUGACAGCCAUCCAGGUACAAGUCACUGGGAGGAGCAGUACAAGAGACCAUAAUGAAGUACCGAAGUGGCAGAGUGCAAUCUU
This is a messenger RNA of Cuculus canorus (common cuckoo), 2063 nucleotides long. It is a transcript of the gene TRUB2, whose product is annotated as TruB pseudouridine synthase family member 2. Gene Ontology annotation, biological process: pseudouridine synthesis; RNA processing. Gene Ontology annotation, molecular function: pseudouridine synthase activity; RNA binding. Lineage: Eukaryota; Metazoa; Chordata; Aves; Cuculiformes; Cuculidae. The coding region runs from base 17 to 958 and encodes 313 amino acids. The transcript is spliced from 8 exons. The record is from RefSeq and is a predicted model, not a curated record.